GAGCUGGGCUGUGAAGAAUAAACGAGAGAGAGAGGAGAAUAGAGUAGAGCUGUGUUACACAGCUUGCCUUGGCUGUAUCGAUUUGGAUGCCAGAGACUGCGAUAGAGAGAGAGAAGUGUAGCCACUUUUUCAGAUGGUCUCUCUCACCUGACACACAAACAUACUGCGGGAACAGGAGAAAGAACUGGACAGUGUCUAUCUGUGAAAGAGUGAAAUAAACAAGAGAAGAACUGCAGAAGCCAACUCUGAUUGGAAGAACAGUGUUUGAUGUAAGCGAUGAUGUGAGCGAUGAAGAAGACAGACACGGACCCUCGUGUUUCGACCGGUGGGACCUGGAGUGCGGAAAGCAAAUUCUGCAGGAUAUAUUGCUGUUUUUAACCCUCGACUGCUUCUGAACGGAUUUGAUGUGGUUUAUGAAGUACAGAAGAAGACAGAAACUGUGUUUUGGAUGCUGAAUUAUGUGAUUAAUUUAUGUGUUAUGAAUUAGUGAUGUGUUUUAAUUGGUCUUGCGGAUCAAAGCUGCUUUUGGAUUCAUUUUGAAAACAAAAUGAAAGGAAGAAACUUGAAAUUAAUGUAAAGGACAAGAGACUGAAGGGAGGAGACAGUUUGUUAUAAAAUGAAUGGAAGAAUUUGUUACGCUCAGUAUGGUGGCUGUAGAAAUGGAAAUCCCACCUUUCAUUUAGAGGAAUCAAUCAUCUUUUUGAUGAAGCAUCAGUUGUUACUUACUUUUCAAUAUGCAUUUGUUGGACCAGCCUGAAAAAUACAGUUUUUAGUGUAAUUUCAGCUAAAGAUUUUAGUUUGUUAAAUUAUAUUUUUUCUUUUUUCUUUUUUCUUUUUUUUUUCUCACAAUUCAGCUUUUUUUCUGUAUUCAAAUUGAUAGGAGGAUUAAUAACAAUAACCGGAGAUACCAAGAUGACCACGAAGUGAACCAGAGUUGAUACUGAGUCAUACUUGAGACUAUUUUGUAGUUAAAUUCAAUCUAGUAAUGCUAUUUUCAGUCAUUUUUGUGUGUGGGUGGCGAGAAUGAAGCUCGUUGUGCUUUGCCCUACACUGACCCCGCCCCCAACCACACCUAUCUGCGCCUUGACCCCGCCCUCUUCUGAUCAUGCAAGUGCUGCAGAUUGUUAAGGAGCUGGUGUCGCCCUCUCGCCGUCGCGCCAGUGGUCGUUUUGCAGCGUCUAAUUCAGAGCAGGAUGCCGCGGUGAAGUUGGAACAGGAGCGAGCUGAGAUACUCGCCAAAUAUGACAAGGGUAAAGAAAGUGCAGAGGUGGAGCCGUGGGAGGAGGCCAAUUUUGAUCUGUAUAAAGCGGUGGACCGCUUCGGAUUCCUGCAUGAGGAUGAGCUUCCAAUGUAUGACAUAGUGGAGGAAAAGCAAAAACAUCUGGAAGUGGAGAGAACGACAAAAUGGCUGAAAAUGUUGAAAAGCUGGGAGAAAUACAAGAACAGUGACAAGUUGGUGAGGAGAAUCUAUAAGGGAAUUCCACUGCAGCUCAGAGGUCAGGUUUGGUGUCUUCUGCUCGACGUCCCUAAAAUCAAAGAAGAGAAGAAGGACUUCUAUGAGAAACUGAAGAUCAGAGCAAGGGGUUUGUCUCCAGAUGUCCGUCAGAUUGAUCUGGAUGUGAAUCGUACAUAUAGAGAUCAUAUCAUGUUCAUGCACCGUUAUGAUGUCAAACAGCAGGAUCUGUUUCAUGUGCUUACAGCAUACUCCGUUUAUAACACGGAGGUGGGCUAUUGUCAGGGCAUGAGUCAGAUCACUGCUCUGUUACUCAUCUAUAUGAAUGAGGAAGAUGCUUUCUGGGCACUGGUUAAGCUGCUGUCUGGACAGAGACAUGCCAUGCACGGUUUCUUUGUACCAGGGUUCCCUAAACUCAUGCGCUUCCAAGAGCAUCAUGACCGUAUACUGCAGAAGAUGAUGCCUAAGCUCAAACAACAUCUAGAUAACCAAGAGGUGUUCACCAGCCUGUACACUAUGAAAUGGUUCUUUCAGUGUUUCUUGGAUCGGACUCCGUUUACACUUACGCUGAGAAUAUGGGACAUUUAUAUUUUGGAAGGAGAGCGGGUUUUGACUGCGAUGUCCUACACCAUCCUGAAACUACAUAAAAAGACCCUCUUGAAGUUGUCCAUGGAGGAUCUGGUGAAGUUUCUGCAGGUGACUCUGUCAAAGGAUUUCUUUUUUGAGGACGACUUUGUGAUAGAGCAGCUUCAAAACUCCAUGUCUGAGCUCAGACGAUCUAAAUUGGAGCUGCCACCUCCAGGUACUUUAAACACACACACUGAAAUCAUGGCAAAUCAUAAAAUGUAUGGCUGUGUGUCACCACCCAUAGAGGGAAACAUCCUGUUGCACACACUGUCUCCUGGUAAUCUAUCUCUGACUCUUAUCUACUUUAUCUUUUCCUUUAUCUCUUGCACACACACACACACACACACACACACACGCACACACACGCACACACACACACACACACACACACUCAUCCACUGCUACUAUGUACUGUUUGUCUAAUCUGCAUUCUCUCCCUUUCGCUUCAAACAUAGCCUCUGCUUACACUAGUGGGUCUGGGAAAGGAGGGCGCCAACCCUCCUACAAAACCAACCGGUGGGCAAAAACGCACUGACUACUUUAUCUGUCAAUCAACCAACCAUUCGUUCGUCUACCCCUAUACACACACGUCCCUCUCCCCUCGUUUGUUUCUCUGUCUCACACAAAACCUGGGUUCUUCAACAAAACAUUUUUGGGGGGUUUCGUUUAAUCAAAACCUUUGUUACGGGAAUGUCACAAAAAUUUGUUGUGGCAUACUAUAUGCUAGAAACAUGUAAAAGGACAGUUAUAAGGAAUAUGGUUACCUUAAAUGUAUAAAAAACACAAGUUUUUAUUUAUUUAUUUUUAUGUCAUACACAGAGGGAAUUAUAUAUUUUAUUAUUAUUAUUAUUGUCCGAUGAAAGAUGAUUCUGCUCAGUAGAUGGAAAGUGUCCAAAAUUAACUUUUUGCCACACCAGCAAACAAAUUAAGAUAUGUAUAAAUGUAUAUAUAUGAGCUACCUACCUCAUCAUAGUUGCACUUCCAACACAAAGACUGUUUCAAAAGGUAGGCAACGGCGUCAUGCUGCCUUCUAAGAUACCAAAUUUUGGCUAAAUUCUAAGGCACGUGUCUUUCUUGGAAAAGUCCCAGAAUCCCAGAAUGCAUUGCAACAGAUAUUUGUAUUUCAUCAUUACCUUAGCAAUGUGCUGACAACAAACUAUUAGAAUCAAUUCUGAGUCAAGUCUCCCAGCUAACAGGGAACAUCUCCAACAUUCAGAAAUAAUGUUUUCAUAACUUAAUGGGAACAUUAGCAAAGAAGACACAAUUAUUCUUGAUUUAAAAAAUACAUGCUCUUUGGCCUGUAACCUGCAUUUGGUGCUUGGCAAAUCUUAAUUUUGGAACCAAAGUAUGAUAAACUAGCACCUUUGGAGGUGUUCACAGGUUUGUCUGUAUUUGACGUUUCCGUUCCUCACAGCCCCUUCUCAACGCACACCAAGAACCGCCCCAACCAUCAGUAUCUGUGUGUAAACGUUCAUCAUUCCCUUGACGUUUUCUUCAGUUUCCUUCACUGCGAACUUGAAUAUCGUGCACAUGCUGUGUGUUCCAAAACGUACCUAACACAUCCUUUCUCCACAUGGUUUUUAUGUUCACAGUCAGGCUUGAACUGUAAGUGUUGUGUUAAUAUUUUUAUUUGUAUUUUUUUAGCUUCUUGAAUCUUCAGUGUUCCCAAUCUGAGCUUUGAUUUGACACCAGCCAUGGAUGUUUGUGGUUUGUUUUUAUUUGAAUGAAGUGCUAACUGUAACUCUUGCUUUAUUUGGCAGUUUGGUUCUUCUAAAAAGACAUUCAGCUGCAUGACUGUUGCACUUCAGUGUGUGUUUAUAUUGUAUGGUUUAAAGACUCCAUGAAAUGCAAUUUGCUUUCCAGUGGACAUUUUUAUUCUACAGAGCAUUUUUUUGUUCAUAAAUUUGUAUAUGCCCCUGGGCGUAAGAGUCGUCGUCAAUAUUUUGAUCUGUUUUGAUUUCUUGGGGUCUUUAAUACCUGACAUUUCUGUGUUGAUGUUGGCUCUGAUUGGCUGAUCUGCUAUC
Molecule: messenger RNA, 4104 nt
Organism: Ctenopharyngodon idella (grass carp)
Lineage: Eukaryota; Metazoa; Chordata; Actinopteri; Cypriniformes; Xenocyprididae
Gene: usp6nl
Product: USP6 N-terminal like
Exons: 13
Coding region: 1106-2503 (465 amino acids)
Source: RefSeq, a predicted model, not a curated record